GGUGGUUUAGGAGGAGCUGAGAAUCCACAUAUGUUGGAGUAAACAAACCCUUUUUUGACAUACCGGAACUGUCCUGCGUUUCCCAAGGACAAACAGAGCUAUAUUUAAAUGAUUUUCAACUUUUAAGCGAAAUGGGUGGCUAAACUUUUCAAAAAUAGGUAUGUAAAAUAGAGUUGUUUGUCACUAUCGCUGUUCCGUUUCCUGAUUGAUCUUUUCAGCGCGAACUCGUACAUUGACCUACCGCUUCUUUAGCUGACUUUCAUUUUGUUGGUGUUGAACUCUGCCCUUCAUUAUGAACCACAUUUCAUUAUAGGUGCAUUUGUGACCAUGUUGUUCCACCUGUUCAUACUCCUUCAACUCCUGUCAUGUGGAGAUCUGGCCUGUAUGAGAAGGAUACUGUCGAACAAUGAAGACCAGGAAGUGUUUGUAGAUGAAGGAAACGCAAAUUCGUUUUUGGGUCGCCAUCUGCUGUUCAACCGGUUUGACUUUGAGAUUUUUGUUCCUGGAAAUCUGGAAAGAGAGUGUUAUGAAGAAGAGUGCAAUUAUGAAGAAGCAAGGGAGGUCUUCGAAAACAUCCCAGAUACAGAGGCUUUUUGGAAGAAAUACAAUGAAGAUAAGAACAAGCAACCUUCACGGGUGGAUAUGACAUCUCUUUUGAUCGGACUGAUUGCUGGUGGAGUGGCUCUGGUUAUCAUUUGCCUCCUGGUCUGGUAUUUCUGUCAUGGCAAAUGCAAGAACAAUUUCAGCCGUGCAAACUCGAUUCGGGUGCGACCCAGGAGGAGUAAUGCUUCUCUAAUAAUGCGACGACUUGAGGAGGUUUCUUUGCAACCAGUCCACCCAAAUAUACCCCCACCCUCUAUGGAUGAAAUGGAUCCCCCGGGGUUGCCUUCCUAUGAGCAGGCAAUUGCAAAAACUGGACCACAUGACGCCCCACCUCCUCCAUAUCCCGGCUCACGACCUGGAAGUAUUCGGCGGUAGUAUCUUCAGCACAACAACUCCUGAAUGUCUAUUAACAUUAAACACACAUUUUACAAAUAAUAAUAAUAAUAAUAAUAAUACAUUUACACAGUGAUGCUCUGUUUGGCAGUGUAUAACAUAUUUUUUUUAUCAUAAACAUAUUUAAAACAGCUCCUAUUUAUUCCUCUGAUUGUCUUUUGAUAUUCAUAGAUUUCUAAUCUUUCUGGUUUGUUGGUUUUGUCAUCUCUCAUCAGUUUAAUCCCCCUUACUUAACAUCUGUGUGCCAAAGCGUAGUUUUUAGGUAGCCUCUACGAAAAUAUUUUCCCAAGUCUGAUUAUAGUUUGUUAUAUAACCCCACACGAUUUUUCCAGUUUUUUCAUUUAAAUGUAAAUGAAGAAUCAAUAAUGUAUUAGACAAGAGAUAUUUAAGUUGCUGGAGUAUUAAGGCCAUUAAGGAGCAGUUAGUGUAGACACAGCAUGCACAGAAGAGCAGGAUUACAAGAUAAGUAUUAAUUGCAGUUAAAGAGAGACGGACUGAUUUGUUUAAUCAUUGAACUUGUCUCCAUCAGAAGGAAAAACAAUAAUUACAGUAAAACUGAUUUCAAUGGCACAAUGGUAUAACAUAUUAUACUGCAAUAAAGAAAAAUCUUUUUAAAAGAUAUUAUGUGUUUUUAAUUUACUGAUACUUCAUUUGUUAAAAUUCAAUUUGUACUUUCAAUUGUAAAUCAUCAUCUUUUAUAUUUUUUUUAUUUUGGAUGUGCAGAUUUUCUUGUUGGUUUAUACGUUUUUAUUGUGUCAGGAAUUUCAGUAUUUGUCAUCAAUUAAUGAGAAUGUUCUUCUUAUAUGUGAAGUAAUGUUUAAUUUUAAUAUAGCUACUGUAUAUACAUUGUGGUUGAUUAUAACAUGUACAAUUAAUAUGUGGGAAGGAUUUUUUUCAAUACUUAAGAUUUACACAUUAUACAAUUCUGCAAUAAAAUAAUAGCUUUUAUUAUAUGACAUCUAAAGCAUGUGUCAACAUUAGUGAUGUAGCCCAACGGUUUGUCCUACACCUCACUUCACUGAUAUUUGAAGGAGAAAUUGACAUGCCUGCUGGAUGCUGCUGCUUAUUUCUCAUCAGAUGAUGCAGAAAAAGAAAGUUUAUGAAGGUAUAAUGUUACUGUUAAUUAUCAAAGUUUAAUCAUGACCUUGUGAGAAUUAUUGAGGAGUAACUUUGUCAAAGCUUCUUUUAUAAAUAAAAAUAAUAUUUUAAUUA
Eleginops maclovinus (Patagonian blennie) is the source of this 2208-nucleotide messenger RNA. RefSeq names its product proline rich Gla (G-carboxyglutamic acid) 4 (transmembrane) (gene prrg4). Gene Ontology annotation, molecular function: calcium ion binding. Bases 328 to 978 code for a protein of 216 amino acids. NCBI's taxonomy places the organism in Eukaryota, Metazoa, Chordata, Actinopteri, Perciformes, Eleginopidae. Gene Ontology annotation, cellular component: extracellular region; plasma membrane. The transcript is spliced from 7 exons. The record is from RefSeq and is a predicted model, not a curated record.